AUGCCCACUUUCUCUGGGUCUUACUACUUCUGGGUUUUGGCCAGAAUUACUCUUGCAUCUGAUCUCCUCAGCACGCUUCGCAGCUCCAAUGCGACCCUAUUCGCCGAUGUGAUUGAGGCAAACCCCGCUCUUUGCGCCCUCGUCUCCAGCUCCAACGUCCACACAAUCUUCGCGCCAGUUGAUUCCGUUCUCGCCAAUCUUCUGCCCUCACAGCGAACGGGGGCGAUUCGAAGAGCUAACAUUAGUCCAGACGAUAUCGAAAAACUUUCUUACGAGAUCGCCGAAGAACAGCAGAGGCAACAGACAAAUGAUUCUCUGCCUCAAACAUUGAGUAAACGUGAAGGUUCCUCUCUCCCGUUUCUGUUCACUACCGCAAGCGAUGAUGUUCGGGCGAAUUUGGAAGGCGGCAAAAGGCAGAAAUUUGCCAUGAUCGACGGUAGGGUCGAGCGCGAGAGCAACAGUUCCCAGUACCCUCAUGAUGAUACCCCAGUUCUUCAGCUUGUUACUGGUCUUGGAAACAAGGUCACUGUUGUGAAGCCUGAAAUCGAGUACAACGGAGGCUACAUUUAUACAAUCGAUGGGUAA
Messenger RNA from Didymosphaeria variabile, 585 nucleotides. RefSeq lists its product as uncharacterized. The coding region runs from base 1 to 585 and encodes 194 amino acids. The transcript has a single exon. The record is from RefSeq and is a predicted model, not a curated record. NCBI's taxonomy places the organism in Eukaryota, Fungi, Ascomycota, Dothideomycetes, Pleosporales, Didymosphaeriaceae.